Molecule: messenger RNA, 1246 nt
Organism: Papaver somniferum (opium poppy)
Lineage: Eukaryota; Viridiplantae; Streptophyta; Magnoliopsida; Ranunculales; Papaveraceae
Product: peroxidase P7-like
Exons: 3
Coding region: 53-1012 (319 amino acids)
Biological process (GO): hydrogen peroxide catabolic process; response to oxidative stress
Molecular function (GO): peroxidase activity; heme binding
Source: RefSeq, a predicted model, not a curated record
GCAAACAUUGCUUAACUAGUACAUACAACUUUGAUAAUUUAGCAGAGUGAGUAUGGCAAGUAGUAAUGGUUUCGCUUACAUUUUUCUUGCAAUGCUUGCUGUAUCGUUAGCAGCAACUUCUUCAGAUGCACUCUCAACCACUUUUUACAAUAGAGUAUGUCCAAAUGCCCUUCGAACCAUUAAGCAAGUGGUAACUGCUGCUGUGAAUAGUGACCGUCGUAUGGGUGCCUCCUUGCUUCGUCUUCAUUUCCACGAUUGUUUCGUCAACGGCUGCGAUGGAUCAGUUCUUCUUGAUAGCACAUCAACUAUAAGUGGGGAGAAGGGUGCAGGUGGGAAUUUUAACUCAUUAAGAGGAUUUGAUGUAGUGGACAGGAUCAAGGCAGCGGUGGACAGAGCCUGUGGUCGUCCAGUUGUAUCUUGUGCUGACAUCUUGGCCGUUGCAGCUCGCGACUCUGUUGUCCAGUUAGGAGGACGAUCAUGGAAUGUAGAACUAGGCCGAAGAGAUGGAACCACAGCAAGUCUAUCUGCCGCCAACAAUGCCUUACCAGGCCCUGGCCUGAGCCUCCAAGCUCUCAAAGCUAACUUCCGAAACGUUGGGUUAAAUGAACAAGAUUUAGUUGUGCUAUCAGGUGGACAUACGAUUGGGGUUUCAAAAUGUAGUAACUUCAAAAGCCGAAUUUACACUGAAACCAACAUCGACCCCAAUUUCGCCAGGAAUUUAAGAGCAACAUGUCCUCGUACCGGUGGUGACAACAGACUUGGUCCAUUAGAUACCUCAGCUACAAGAUUCGAUACACAAUACUUUAAAGAUUUGGUGAACAGAAGAGGUUUACUUCAUUCCGAUCAGGUUUUAUUCAACGGUGGAUCAACUGAUGCAUUGGUGAGGAGAUACAGUACUAACUCUGCAGCUUUUGCAGCUGACUUUGGAAAGUCUAUGAUUAAAAUGGGAAAAAUUAGAGUACUGGAAGGAAGGUCGGGACAGAUUCGCAGGAACUGUAGGAGGACAAAUUAAAAUAUCACAAGAGCGGUUGGUUAAAUUAUUUGAUUGUAUGUUUGGUAUUUUUCUUUGUGUGUGUGUGUUUCUUUUUAUGGUUUUGUGAGGAAGUGUAAGUAAAAGUUUCUAUUUUGUUUAUCAUCAUCAUCAAGAAGAAAACAAUAAUUGGUGAUGAUCAUUUCGAUAAGAAUAAGAACUAUUUGUGUUUCUUUUAUUUUUCUUCAAUUCUAGUUAAAAGGGAUUGUCUAUGUA